Messenger RNA from Topomyia yanbarensis, 2375 nucleotides. RefSeq names its product transketolase-like protein 2. NCBI's taxonomy places the organism in Eukaryota, Metazoa, Arthropoda, Insecta, Diptera, Culicidae. The coding region runs from base 210 to 2093 and encodes 627 amino acids. The transcript has 5 exons. The record is from RefSeq and is a predicted model, not a curated record. Gene Ontology annotation, molecular function: transketolase activity; thiamine pyrophosphate binding.
AGAUAGGUCAAUAGAAAAAAUGUGCACACCUGUAUCGUCUUGAAUGGCAGCUCUUUUAUGACAGGAUUGUAUUUAUCUAGCCUCAGUCGCAAGCAAACCUUCUCUUAAGUCGUUUGUGCGUGGUUUCUUUUGCGUUGGUUUCCGGUUGAAAUAAUCUUGUUUUUUCGGUUCAGUUUCAUCGUGAAAUAGAAAAGUUAUUUCGCUCUAAGAUGCCUAUCUAUCACAAGCCGGAGUCGAAAACCAUUCAGGAAUUGAAGGAUAUAGCCCACAAGUUACGCAUUCACUCGAUUUCCUCGACCCAAGCUUCGAAAUCCGGACACCCGACGUCAUGUGCAUCGAUUGCGGAAAUCGUAUCGGUACUGUUUUUCAACACAAUGCGCUACAAGAUCUCGGCCCCGCGUGACCCUUCAUCUGAUCGUUUUAUUCUGUCUAAGGGUCAUGCUGCACCGAUUCUUUAUGCCGCUUGGGCAGAGGCUGGCCUUUUUCCGGCUAGUGAACUGCUGAAUCUACGCAAGAUUGAUUCUGAUCUGGAAGGUCAUCCAACACCGAGACUGAGCUUCAUUGACGUUGGAACCGGUUCACUCGGCCAGGGUGUGGCAGUUGGCUGCGGUAUGGCAUAUGUCGGAAAGGUUAUUGACAAGGCCGACUACAGAAACUACGUUCUAGUAGGAGAUGGUGAGUCGGCUGAGGGGUCAAUCUGGGAAUCGUUGCACUUUGCUGGACAUUACAAGCUGGACAACUUGUGUGUAAUUUUCGACGUUAAUCGGCUGGGACAAUCUGAACCAACUUCAUUACAGCAUCGUAUGGAGGUCUAUCGCAAACGUUUGGAUGCUUUCGGCUUCAACGCAAUUGUUGUCGAUGGCCAUGAUGUGGAGGAACUCUGCAAGGCUUUCUUCGAAGCAUCGGUAACUAAGGAUCGACCAACUGCUGUUAUUGCAAAAACGUUCAAGGGCAAACAUUUUCCAAACAUCGAAGACUUGGAGAACUGGCAUGGUAAGCCAUUGGGAGAGAAUGCAGCUGAAGUGAUUCAGCAUUUGCAGUCUUUGAUUCGUAAUCCCGGUCAAACAUUACUCGCUCCUCCUUCACCACAGAAAGAUAGUGCUAAGAAGGUGAGCAUUAACAAUAUUCAGCUUGUAACUCCUCCAGCAUAUAAGCUUGGUGAAUCCGUUGCUACACGAUUGGCUUACGGAACAGCAUUAGCCAAGAUUGCAAUGAACAAUGAUCGCGUUAUCGCUUUAGAUGGUGAUACGAAAAAUUCCACGUACUCUGAUAAGUUACGUAAAGCUUUUCCUGAACGUUUUAUUGAGUGUUUCAUCGCCGAGCAAAAUCUUGUGGGUGUAGCUAUCGGAGCAGCUUGCCGGGAUCGUACAGUUGCUUUUGUGUCUACUUUUGCAACAUUCUUUACUCGAGCUUUCGAUCAGAUUCGUAUGGGCGCUAUCUCACAAACCAAUGUGAACUUCGUUGGAUCGCAUUGUGGUGUUAGUAUUGGAGAGGAUGGCCCCAGUCAAAUGGGUCUGGAGGAUAUUGCUUUGUUUAGAACCAUUCCCGGAAGCACCGUGUUCUACCCAUCAGAUGCGGUCAGUACUGAACGAGCUGUUGAGCUGGCAGCCAAUACUAAAGGUGUUUGUUUCAUUCGCACAUCACGACCAAACACCGCUGUAAUCUAUAACAACAACGAACCUUUCCAGGUUGGCAAGGCCAAAAUCGUCAAACAAUCGGCCAAUGAUACUGUUUUACUGAUUGGAGCAGGUGUUACGCUGUACGAAGCACUUAAUGCGGCAACUGAAUUAGAGAAGUCCGGCAUUCACGCACGUAUUUUGGACCCGUUCACUGUAAAACCUUUGGACAAAGAAGCAAUAGUUCGAAAUGCCGCUCAAUGUGGCGGUCGCAUUGUCGUAGUUGAGGAUCAUUAUAAGCAAGGCGGUUUAGGUGAAGCAGUUUUAUCCGCUGUCGCUGAACAGCGCAACAUGAUUGUUAAACACUUGGGCGUUGAACAGAUCCCACGUUCUGGACCUCCAACCGUUUUGAUCGAUAUGUUUGGCAUUUCGGCUCGCUGUAUUGUGGCUGCAGUACAUGAAAUUAUAAAGCUGUAAGCUUUUACACGAAAUGUUUACAUCGAUGAUUUGAUUUUAUAAGCUGAAAGCUUUUGUACUAUUCCCAUUUAAAACACCUAUGCAUUCCUUAUUGAACAUUUCUAGGCUUCCAUUAUAUCUUGAUAUUGCGGUUGGUUUUAAAGCUGGUCUGAAACUAUCUCAUAAGUUUAAAAGUUUUUUCAUUGUUGUAUGCAUCAUUGGUACGUUUACUUAUUAGGGUUUAUUGUCAUUAUGCCAUCAGAACAUUCAAUGCAUUUUUGCAAUAAAAAUUGACUUUCGUAA